This is a messenger RNA of Dicentrarchus labrax (European seabass), 5994 nucleotides long. RefSeq names its product transportin-2. The transcript is spliced from 25 exons. NCBI's taxonomy places the organism in Eukaryota, Metazoa, Chordata, Actinopteri, Moronidae. Gene Ontology annotation, biological process: protein import into nucleus. Gene Ontology annotation, cellular component: cytoplasm; nucleus. The coding region runs from base 183 to 2852 and encodes 889 amino acids. The record is from RefSeq and is a predicted model, not a curated record. Gene Ontology annotation, molecular function: nuclear import signal receptor activity; small GTPase binding.
CAUAGGUCAAUUUCAGUCGGCGUGCUCAUUUGAACAAGAAGAACCGCUACGAAGCGCGGAAGAAGAGCGGCCUAGUACUCAUAAUUCAACUUUUCAAGUCAAUAUUGUACGUAUAGUAUUGUUACGCUUGCACUUUGACAGCCGCUGUAGACACGUUGCAUCGAUCCGAGCUCCUCAUCGGGAUGGAGUGGCAGCCAGAUGAGCAGGGACUUCAGCAGGUCCUCCAACUCCUCAAAGACUCACAGUCGCCCAACACAGUCACACAGAGAGCUGUCCAACAAAAACUUGAACAACUCAACCAGUUCCCUGACUUCAACAACUAUCUCAUCUUUGUUCUCACACGACUCAAAACUGAAGAUGAGCCGACUCGCUCUCUGAGCGGUCUGAUUCUGAAGAACAAUGUUAAGGCCCACUACCAGAACUUCCCCCCAGCAGUUGCAGACUUCAUCAAGCAGGAAUGUCUCAACAACAUUGGCGACCCUUCGCCGCUCAUUCGUGCCACCAUUGGCAUCCUGAUCACUACUAUUGCCUCCAAGGGAGAGCUACAAACAUGGCCAGAGCUUCUUCCCCAGCUCUGCAACUUGCUCAACUCAGAAGACUACAACACCUGCGAGGGCUCGUUUGGAGCACUGCAGAAGAUCUGCGAGGACUCGUCGGAGCUGCUGGAUAGUGACGCUCUGAACAGACCCCUCAACAUUAUGAUUCCCAAAUUCCUUCAGUUCUUCAAGCACUGCAGCCCCAAGAUUAGGUCCCAUGCCAUAGCCUGUGUGAACCAGUUCAUCAUUGGCAGAGCCCAGGCUCUAAUGGACCAUAUUGACACCUUCAUAGAGAGCCUGUUUGCGCUGGCAGCAGAUGAGGACUCUGAGGUUCGAAAGAAUGUUUGCCGAGCCCUGGUCAUGUUGCUGGAGGUCCGCAUUGACCGCCUCAUCCCCCACAUGCACAGCAUCAUCCAGUACAUGCUGCAGAGAACCCAGGACCCCGAUGAGAACGUGGCUCUGGAGGCCUGUGAAUUUUGGCUGACUUUGGCAGAGCAACCUAUCUGUAAGGAGAUGCUGUCUGGACACCUGGUGCAACUGACACCUAUCUUGGUAAAUGGGAUGAAGUAUUCAGAGAUAGACAUCAUACUAUUAAAGGGAGAUGUGGAGGAGGACGAGGCAGUUCCAGAUAGUGAUCAGGACAUAAAGCCCCGUUUCCACAAGUCGCGCACAGUCACCUUGCAGCACGAAGGAGGGGAGGGCGAGGAGGGUGAGGACAUUGAAGAAGAUGAUGACGAUGAUGACGACACGCUGUCUGACUGGAACCUGCGAAAGUGUUCAGCUGCAGCACUGGACGUGCUGGCUAACGUGUUCCGCGACGAGCUGCUGCCCCACCUCCUGCCUCUCCUGAAAGGCCUGCUCUUCCACCCCGACUGGGUCAUCAAGGAGUCUGGCAUCCUGGUGUUGGGGGCUAUAGCUGAGGGUUGCAUGCAGGGCAUGGUGCCCUACCUGCCGGAACUGAUCCCCCACCUCAUCCAGUGUCUUUGCGACAAAAAGGCCCUUGUGCGCUCCAUUGCCUGUUGGACCCUGAGUCGCUAUGCACAUUGGGUGGUCUCCCAGCCGCCCGACUCCUACCUCAAACCGCUUAUGACAGAGCUUCUUAAACGUAUCCUGGACGGCAACAAGAGGGUGCAGGAGGCUGCCUGCAGUGCGUUUGCCACCCUGGAGGAGGAAGCAUGCACAGAGCUGGUGCCAUACCUGAGCUUUAUCCUGGACACGCUGGUGUUUGCGUUUGGGAAGUACCAGCACAAGAAUCUCCUUAUUCUUUACGAUGCCAUAGGAACUCUGGCAGACUCAGUGGGUCACCACCUUAAUCAGCCUGAGUACAUUCAGAAGUUGAUGCCCCCACUUAUUGCCAAGUGGAACGAGCUGAAGGAUGAAGACAAAGAUCUCUUCCCACUACUAGAGUGUCUGUCGUCAGUAGCCACCGCCCUGCAGAGUGGGUUCCUGCCUUACUGUGAACCUGUCUAUCAGCGCUGUGUCACACUAGUCCAGAAGACACUAGCUCAGGCAAUGAUGUACAACCAGCAUCCAGACCAGUAUGAGGCUCCUGACAAGGAUUUUAUGAUUGUGGCCUUGGACCUGCUGAGCGGACUGGCUGAAGGUUUGGGGGGUCAUGUGGAGCAGCUAGUGGCCCGCUCAAACAUCAUGACUCUGCUUUUCCAGUGCAUGCAGGAUACUAUGCCUGAGGUGAGGCAAAGCUCCUUCGCUCUGCUUGGUGAUCUAACCAAGGCGUGUUUCCUCCAUGUUAAGCCCUGCAUUGCUGAGUUCAUGCCCAUCCUGGGGCUCAACCUGAAUCCAGAGUUUAUCUCUGUGUGUAACAAUGCCACCUGGGCCAUUGGAGAGAUCUCCAUGCAAAUGGGUGCAGAGAUGCAGCCUUAUGUGGGCAUGGUUCUGCCUCACCUUGUGGAAAUCAUCAAUAGACCCAACACACCCAAGACUCUGCUGGAAAACACAGCCAUUACGAUCGGCAGGCUGGGUUACGUCUGUCCCCAGGAAGUGGCGCCACAGCUGCAGCAAUUCAUUAGACCAUGGUGCACAUCAUUGAGGAACAUCAGAGAUAACGAGGAGAAGGAUUCGGCCUUCCGGGGAAUCUGUGUGAUGAUCGGCGUCAACCCUGCAGGGGUGGUGCAGGACUUCAUUUUCUUCUGUGACGCUGUGGCCUCCUGGGUCAACCCCAAGGAUGACCUGAGGGACAUGUUUUAUAAGAUCUUGCAUGGCUUCAAGGACCAGGUUGGGGAAGAGAACUGGCAGCAGUUCUCUGAGCAGUUUCCUCCUCUGUUGAAGGAGCGCCUGUCGGCCUGCUACGGUGUCUAACCAACCACCCCCUGGUCCACACAGGACACCAACCUGUUAGGUUAAUGUAGGGGAGGGUUACUGGGGAACUCAUUGCACUGCCCAGAUUGUGGGGGAGAAACAAGAGCUGGAGGGAUGUGACUGGCCUUGAUCCUCCACUCAGCGGAUGGCCCCCUUUCCCCCCGCGCCCUGUGUGUCUCUGUAAGGGAGGGUGGGAGGAGGGUGGUGGGUGUGGGAGGGUAAACUGGGGAUAUACAUAUACCUCUCGGAUGAAACGCCUCACUAAAUCCAACACACUCAAAAGUGACUUUCGCCAACAGCACCGCAGGGAUCCUAGGUAGAUGAGGACAAAAAUAGGGGCUGGCUUUGACCUCCCCUCCUCGAUUCGAUUAUUCUGUUAAGAUAGGUGACAGCUGGGAGGGGAGGGGGGGGGCGGGGGUUGUCAGAUAGGUACAUAAAACGGAAUUAUCUGAACCAGCAUAUGGUGCCACAGUCCCAAAUACCACACUGCACGUAGUCCGAGAAUGACUUGCACAUGACUCGUUAUUUACUAAACAGAGAUGCCAUUCUCUGUUUCCUGCCCAGGGACUACAGAUGUAAAUGAGCCUAUAGCUAACUCUGGUACAGCUAAAAAGCUGUGCACUGUCCCUGUCAAAUAAAUAAAAUAAUAAAACAUGUAGAUGAGUUUAAACAGGCUCUUGCCAGAGGCUAUACACACACAAAAAAAACAUGAGACGCUUUAACUAUGUAACUGCAGGAAAUGUGCACAAAUGUUUUGCACCUUUUAUGGCGAAAUUGCAAAAACAAUUUGGGGUGCAUAUACAUGGGUCUUUAUUCUCUUUUCACAUGUACAUUUAGCAGAGUUUAAGUUCCUUCCUCUUCCUGUGGUUGCUGAAUUCCUCUUGAAUCAUAGGUUUCUUUGUUUCCCCUCAUUUGAGGCCAAAAAAAAAGAUGCAUUAGGUCUGUUCUCUAAGGUUUUACCACCGCAGUACCAAGUUAUUGCAUGGCAUAUGAUCACCUCUUAAGUGACGCAUGUUUGAGUGUAUGUCUGUCUUGUUGCCCACUUGAUUUAUUACAUUAAUUGUCAGUAUGGGGAGGCUGCCAUAAUUUGAAUAUGUCCGUGCUUGGUUCUUUUGUCCUCCCAUUCAUCCAUAUUGUCUAAUCAAUGUCCCUAUAGUUAAAUGGAGACUGUGUGUGAAGACCAACUAUAGGUAGAUUUAAUACAGGAAUCGACUCAUGUCCUAUUGUUUAGAGAAAUCACUCAUUGCAACAAGAGUUCAAAUACUGUUGAGAAUCCUUUUUGCUGCUGCUGCUUCGUUUUUAGAGUAUUUACGAAACGGACUUAAUGAGAGCGAUAAGACAUCACCAAGAAUGAAUUGGUUCUUACUGAUAUAAAUGCACUUUUUUUCUUUUGUAAGAAAUUUAGAAUUUCAAAUGUAAGACGUACAGUAAUAAUAUACUGAUCUUGAGAUAGUUUUUUUUUUUUUUUUGAUAAGUGAUUUUAGGACUGUUAAUGGCUUGCUAAAGUAAGCAUAAUGAUGAUAAUGUUAAGCAAUGGUAAAAUGACUAGGGUAAGACUUGAGGCCUCUUAACAUAGUUAGUUUUAUAAUGUAGCUCCUUUUUUAAAAAUGGAUUGAAAAGGAUUUAAGAGGGGGGGAGACAUCUUAAUGACAGUAUUUUGGAUCCAUGUCCCAGUGCACCUGUCAAUCCAUAUGUGUUUCGAGGAUGUCUCUUUCAUCAAAGCUUUUUGUUAAACGAUGGCUGCUUGAGCCAUCAAGGCUUCUCCUUGUCAUGAACAUUGCAUGCUUUUCAACGAGUCUUGCUCCUUUUUUUUAGUCAUUUUAUAACAGGUCCGUUUGGAGGGAUCUACCUUAUAAGAGCUUUGUCAAUGGAAAAUGCAACUCGCUGCUGGAUUAAUAAGGUACUUCUCCAGCUUCUGAUCAAACUAGUGAUUGUUGCCAUAUAUUCACCCGUCAAUACUGUGUAGGAUAUGCCUGGGAAUACACUGACUCCGAGUCCUAAUAGUUCUCCCCAUGACACUGGUUAGUUUAUGAGAGUGGUCUUUAUCCAGCUUUAUCUUUUAGUCAUUGUCCAUAGUGGACGGUUGUAAUGGAAGUGUGUAUGGCUGUUUGCCUGUUGGUGUUUAACUAUAAAGGUGUAUACGCGAGUACCGCUUAGAUGUAACUUUGCACCAGCCCUACAAAUAAAGUUAUGUCCAGGGCAUAGUUUGAGUCACGCCUGAGACGACGUGGCCACUGGGGAGUAUCAACAUUUGCCUGAAGAUGAAAACUGUCACUAAUUUGGGGGGAAACACCAAAAUCUUUCCCUUUCUGAGAAUAACGUUUUCGUGAAUAUCUGCUCACAUCAAUAGAUUAUGAAUUUUAUAGAAUAAGAUUUGAUGUGUUUUUUUUUUUUUUUUUUCCUCAAACCAUCGUGACAUGGAGUUUUCUUUUUGUAGCACAAGUGUUACCAAUGUGUGCAAGUAUUGAGAUAUGAAGUGGCCACUCAUUGAUCACAGGCUGGACAGAUGUUCACGGAGCAGCAGCUGGUGAAGCAUUAAUUACCAGAAUGUUUGAGAAGGAUGCAGCUCCUGUGCCACAAAGAAUCGGUAAAAAAAAAAGUUGAGACUUUACCACUCCUCGCUAUGUUGCGAUACACUAAGCUAUAUACAGUAAGGUAAAUUUAAAUGCAAGUUGUCCACAGGUUAUUUUUUUUAAUUUUUUAUUUUGAUGCUCAUGUGACAGUCUUUUUUUUGGUUUGUUUUUAUUUAUUUUUUGUUUUUGAUUUGUUUUAUUUUGUUUUUAUUUUUUUGUGCUCCAGUGGCACAAAUUGUUUUGGACUUUAAAAGUUUUUUUUUCUUUUUUUUUUAUUCUUUUUGUUUAAAGAAUAAUUUGUUUUCGUUGUUUUAUAGCGGACCAUUUGAUUAUGUCAAAUUUGAUGUGGUUGGACUGAAGGAGAGUCGGUGCUUGGUGCAUACCUGUAGGGAAGAAUGUGGAAAACUAAUUCAUAACUUUGUUUCAAUCUGAUAUCAAGGCUGGCAAUUGAAUUUGAUGUAGUACCUUUUCUUUUUUGCUCAACUGUGGUGCAGGUGGGAUGUUAUCUGAUGUAUCCCUUUUUAUUUAAUUUUUUGUGAAUAGGGGAAAAUAAAUUUUUUUUCUAUUAA